AUGACUCUAGAUCGUUACUCUUACAAUGGCCCCAUAGACCACACGGUCCCUCCCAAACUAGAAAAUGUAAGGGGAAAGUCGGUCAUCGUUACUGGGGGAGCCAAUGGUAUGGGCGAAGCUUUCGUGAGAGACUUUGUCGCUGCCGGCGCCUACGUGACCUUUGCAGAUGUCAACGAGCAGCGUGGCCAAGCAAUUGAGUCUGAGCUCAAUGCCAGUGGCACAACAUGCCAGUUCGUGAAAUGCGAUAUUAGAGAUUGGGACCAACAAAAGGCAGUCUUUGAAAAGGCCAAAAGUCAGAGUCCAAGCAACAGUGUUGACGUUGUGAUUGCAAACGCCGGCAUCAGCCGGAGCUCUGGCGACAGUUUGUGGAACUUGGACGACCCUGAUAGCGAGCCAACAAAACCCGACUUGAACAUUGUUCGCGUCAACAUUGACGGGACAUUCUAUACGUGGAAACUGGCAGUUCAUUAUUUCCGCAAGCAGCCGGUGAAUGAUGAAAGAGACCGUUGCUUCAUCAUCACAGGCAGCAUGGUGGCGUGGAUAGACUCUCCCGGUAACUGGGAGUACACGGCCACCAAAUAUGGAUUGCGUGGCUUCAUGCGGACAGUUCGAAGAUCCAGUCAUGAGCAAUCUAUACGGAUCAACUACGUCGCACCAUGUUGGAUUAAGAGUGCCAUUCGAACAGCCGAGUACGAGAAGUGGCUUAUCGACAAUGGGGUCGAAUUUGGCGAGCAGAAGGAUGUCUCAAGCUGUAUGUUGCGAAUUGCAACCGAUAAGUCCAUUAAUGGCCGUUCUCUGAUGAUAACCCCUCGCACAAUCGCCAAAGAGGGAUUUGUGGAUAUUGAUAGAGAAGACUACAAGGACACCCCGGAGGAUGAAUAUCUGAAGAAGGUACAGGCCUCUCAACUAGUGAUCAUUAAAGACAAAUGGCUUGAUGACUACAAGGUCAGGAUAUAUAAGGAUUGA
Molecule: messenger RNA, 966 nt
Organism: Clonostachys rhizophaga
Lineage: Eukaryota; Fungi; Ascomycota; Sordariomycetes; Hypocreales; Bionectriaceae
Source: the annotation of a GenBank genome assembly